AGCUCCCAAGAUGCAAGCUGUACAAUCUCCCUGCCCUAGAUAGUCUCACAAACACUCACGGAAUCUCAUGGAGGAUCAUGCCGAGAUUCGCCAUCACCUGGAGGUAGUGUUCGAGUCUGACAGCGGUCAUCGCCGCAAAUCCUCGUUUGUCUCUCCCGAUACCCCGCGCCUUGCCCGUCGACACGAAACGCAGACAUCAGACCAGGCAGCUUGCUUUGUGCAUUCCCUGCUAGGUCAGCCUCGGGCUGUCCAGCUCGACCAAAUCGAUGAACAUGGCAAGGCUGUGACGCGGUCGGUUGGGCCCCAGUUCGAAGAUGGUGGCGACAAUACCUCUGGGUCCUCCCGGCUCCUGACGAAGAGAGAGCUCUCGGAUAUGGCGUGGAACGUGCGGGCAUUGUCAAAAAAGCUCGGCAGCCUGAAGCUGAAGCUCAAUGUCCACAGCAUAUUCAUCUUGACGAAACCUCAAGACCAGAGUCUGGCUCGAUUGACCAAAGAGGUCACAAGCUGGCUCCUUGGGCCGGAGCAGAGAGUUCCUUACACAGUUUACGUAGAGAAGAGGCUGGAAAACGAUACCCAAUUCGAUGCACAGAGCAUAUGCAAAAAGGAGCCCACCGCGAAGCAGAGGCUAAAGUAUUGGGACAACUGUCUCAUUGAAGAUCACCAUCACCUAGUCGAUUUUGUUAUUACCCUCGGCGGCGAUGGGACGGUGCUAUACGCGAGCUGGCUCUUCCAGCGUGUGGUGCCCCCAGUUUUAUCAUUUUCCCUUGGGUCACUGGGAUUCUUAACGAAAUUUGAUUUCGAUGAUUACAAGGAAACACUAAAGCGGGCCUUUACUGAAGGGGUUACUGUCAGCUUACGGCUGCGGUUCGAAUGCACUGUAAUGCGGAGCCGGCAGAGGUCCUCUGGUCAACCUCAAAUAGAAAGAGACCUGGCUGAAGAACUGAUUGGUGAGGAGUCAGAAGACAACGUUACUCAUUCCCCAGACAAAAUGUUUCAAAUCCUAAACGAGAUAGUGGUUGACCGUGGGCCAAAUCCAACGAUGUCGUCUCUCGAGAUAUUUGGUGACGACGAACAUUUUACGUCCGUUCAGGCUGAUGGCGUCUGCGUUGCUACCCCCACAGGCUCUACAGCAUAUAACCUUGCCGCUGGCGGCUCCUUAUCACACCCUGAAAACCCUGUCAUCCUUCUUACAGCAAUUUGUGCUCAUACGCUCAAUUUCCGGCCCAUAAUACUCCCGGAUACCAUAGUAUUGCGUAUAGGAGUUCCGUAUGAUGCCCGGACCAGCUCUUGGGCGAGUUUUGAUGGCCGCGAGAGAAUUGAACUACAUCCCGGAGAUUACGUUACAAUUUCUGCGUCUAGGUUCCCAUUUGCCAAUGUGAUACCUUCCGGUCACCGCAGCUAUGAAUGGAUUCAAAAUAUUUCCCGCACGUUGAACUGGAAUAGCAGGCAUAGACAGCAAAAGCCAUAUGACAGCAAGUACUUGGAGCAACCUAAUACCUCUUAG
Nannizzia gypsea CBS 118893 is the source of this 1504-nucleotide messenger RNA. RefSeq lists its product as hypothetical. Gene Ontology annotation, biological process: NADP+ biosynthetic process; NAD+ metabolic process. NCBI's taxonomy places the organism in Eukaryota, Fungi, Ascomycota, Eurotiomycetes, Onygenales, Arthrodermataceae. Bases 68 to 1504 code for a protein of 478 amino acids. Gene Ontology annotation, molecular function: NAD+ kinase activity. The transcript has 4 exons. The record is from RefSeq and is a predicted model, not a curated record.